Molecule: messenger RNA, 24988 nt
Organism: Cinara cedri
Lineage: Eukaryota; Metazoa; Arthropoda; Insecta; Hemiptera; Aphididae
Source: the annotation of a GenBank genome assembly
AUGGAAAAGAAGAAACCUCUUCAAGAUCUUACGGAACUAGAGGAAGUACUGAUUGAAUUUUAUUAAAUUAAAUUAAGUUAUAUUAUUUGCAUAAAUUAUAGUUUUAUUUGUUUAAAUAAAUAACUGUAAUAUUUUAUAAAUGAAGCCCAUUAUUCUGCCCACCGAAAUAUUUAUUUUUAUUAAAUUUUAUAAUUACUACUUUUAUUUCAAUCUGUUACAUUAGCACCCCCAAUUGGGAAUUUCCUUAGGAAAAUUGAUCCAACAGUUAUUGUUUGUAUUUUUAUACAUUUUCAAUCUCAAAUUCCGAAUUUGUACAUCAAUCAAACAGGUAAUAAUAUAUUUAAAGUCGGGAACAAGGUAUAUUCAUUGAAAUAGAUAAUAAUUAUACGUUUUUAAAAAAUAAUGACUCAAUAUUACUAAUGUUAUAUGAUUAUGGAUUAUUAAGUACUCUACAGGCAUCACUGCUGAUGGAACAUUAUAAAUUAUUUGUCAUUGAAUUCAUUUUUUUUUUUAAAGUCUAUGUUUAAUAUAUUGUGUACAAAUAAACAAUAAUAUUCCCCUUACUUUUUGUAGAGUGUAGAGAGAAGCGUUUUACAGUUGACCUUUUAUCCAUCAAUACUAUCUUGUGCUUGGGUAUGAUAAAUGCGAUGAAUUUAGUUUCUAAUGUGUAAAAGAUGAAUUUAAUUUAAUUGAUAGUUAAAAAAUAAAUUGAACCAAAAGUUAGGUCAUGGUUAUAUUUAUUAAAUUUGAAUUUACAAAAAAUUUACAGGAAUAUUCUGUAAAAUUUGAUGAUUGGGAAAAAUAUAAAAAAAAUCUGCAAGAUGGUAAUGUUAAAAAUGGUAAAAGCAAUUUGGAAAAUUAUAAUAAUUAUAAAUUGAAAUUGCUAGAAUCAAUACUAAUGGAUACAGAAAAAGUUCUUGCAACAAAGAAAUACUAUUGUAAUUUAUGCGAUUUUCUGACUGAAGAAGAACAUAGUUGGGAUAACCACAAUGGAACGGUACACCCAGAUAAUACAGAUAAAUCUAUGGCUUUCUGUACUACAUGCUCUAUGUUCAUUCUGCCCAACCAUUUUGAAGAACAUAAUAGUACAAUGGAACACUGUGAUCUUUUAAAAUGUAUACAGGACUUUGAAAAUACAUGGGAAGAACUGGGGAGCAACACUGAUGGUCAAAAUGAACUUAACAAAAGCGAUAAAACUACAAAUGUAUUUAUUUAAUUAAUUGAAGUUAGUGUCAUGAUUUCACUAAGCUAACUAUAUUGUUCUAAUAUUUCAGGCAUUGAUUAAUAUUAGUGAUGUUAUCACAUCAACACCUAAUAAUUCACUCACUACAAUGCCAACUGUGUCACAUGAACCAAAUUUAGAUACAAAAAUAGAAGAAUCAAAUACAAUGAUACACGGGGAAACAUCAAAUGAUGGCGAGUUAAAUGAUGAGGUAAUAUCUAAUACAUUUGUUUUGAAUACUUUUAUAUAAUAAUAGUAAUAAUAUAUAAUAUGAACACAAUAAUACAAUAGAAAAAUGUAAUCUUUUAAAAUGUAUACAGGACUUUGAAAAUACAUGGGAAGAAUUGUGGAGCAACAUGGAUAGUCAAAAUGAACAUAACAAAAGCGAUAAAACUACAAAUGUAUUUAUUUAAUUAAUUGAAGUUAGUGUCAUGAUUUCACUAAGCUAACCAUAUUGGUCUAAUAUUUCAGGCAUUGAUUAACAUUAGUGAUGUUAUCACAUCAACACCUAAUAAUUCAGUCACUACAAUGCCAACUGUGUCACAUGAACCAAAUUUAGAUACAAAAAUAGAAGAAUCUAAUACAAUGAUACACGGGGAAACAUCAAAUGAUGGCGAGUUAAAUGAUGAGGUAAUAUCUAAUACAUUUGUUUUGAAUACAUUUAUAUAAUUUUAAUAAUAUAUAAUAUAUAUAUAUCAAUCAAUUAUAUUUAAGCACAUGUAUAUUAAUUGUAAAUAAGUAUUAACUACAAUAGAGAUGUUUCUAUUUUCAACAUUUUUUUUUUUAAAUUUCUGAUGUAUCUAUUACACAAAAUGUAAUAUAAUUUAUUUGUCUAGGUUUUCUUAAAAAAAAUGAAAAAACAGCAAAAAUGAUUGAUGGAAAGCCUGUUUUCCGAAAAUGUAACCGACCUUAAAGACAAAAUAUAUGGGGUCUAUGUAACAGAAAGACUUAAAUAUUUAAAAAAAUACAACAGUUUAACAGCAUUUUAAAUUCAAGAUAGAUAACAUAUUUUGUGCUCGUGUGAAAAAAUAAUAAUUGCUAGGUUUAUUUUACCUAACAAAUUAUGUACAAUUAUAUUGUCAUGGUUUUAUUUAUUUAUAAUUUUUGUUUUAAAUAGUUAUAACAUAAAGGUAAUAUUUUAAUAGCUGUAAAGUAAAUGUUACACUUCAUAAAACUGUAUGAAUUCAAUUUUAUAUGCAACAUUGCUGCCUAUGUAAACAUUGUUAUGAUUUAUCAUGGUAAUUUACUUUUUUUUAUUUCAAGCGUUUAAUUAAAUCCUAUAAUAUUCGACCAUACUAAAUAUGUAAUUUUAAUUAUAUACCUAUUAGAAUAAAUUAUUAUUUAAGUAGUAUAUUUUACAAUUAAGGGUAUUCAUAGAAGUUUACCAUAGAGAAAUUUAAUUUAAAAAUAGUCCAAAUUCUUCAGCAAUUAUCUCUAAGGACUUUAAGUGAAUUGAUUUCUGUUUUUCUAAUCAUUAUGGAAUCGUUUAAGCUUUAUUUUAAAAUCAUUUUUAUUUUUAUUUUAUCCUUCAUGUACCUUAAAUAAGUUCCUAAUUUUGAUUUUCAAAUAGUGCCCCCCUUUUGAACAGAGAUUUGAAUAUAGAAUAUUUUUCUAGAAAUUUAGAAUCUUAGAAUAAUAUUCUCUGUUUGAAUCUAUGUUCCAAAGAGGUUGGGGGUGGGAGUUCAAAUUUGACAAUCAAAAGUAUGUUCUUAUUUGUGGUAUAUGGAGUGGGGGUAAAUAUUAAAAAUGUUUAAGAAAAAGAUGUUUAAAUGAUUUUUCAUAAUGAUAAAGAAAAACAGAAAUUAAAGUCUCUUAAAAUCCUCAGAGAAGAUUGCUGGUUUAUGAUAAAAGAAAUCACUCCGUAUAGCAGUAUUCAUGAUUUUUUAUUUGCUACGCAAAAUAUGUUUAUUAUUAGUAUAACUGUUGUUUGUAAAUAUGUAAUAAUAUAUUUGUAUGGUACUAAAAAAAUCACUUUUAGACACUAAAAUUAUGAUAAAACUUGUAAGUGUCCAUUAAUAUAAUUUUAUUACUUUUUACAUACAGUGUAAGAAAAAUAUUUAAUAAGUUAACUUUGGUAAAANUCAAGCAUAUGUGUGAUUAAUACGGUUUAUGGAAAUAGCUUUGUAUCAUAUUUUACAUAUAAUUCCUUUAGUAAUUAUCAGCUUAGCAAAAAUUAUCAAAUAAAGAAACACAGUAAUAAUAGGUAUGUUCUACAAAAGUAAAAUAAGUUCCUGAUUAUUUAUUAGUUAGCUUGAUCAGAAAAUUGUUUAAAAAAAUUGCCUUCUCGACUUUCCUUUUGAAUCGUGGUUUCUACGUUUGCACAGUUAAUCGUUGUUGACCCAUAAUGGAUUUAAUAAUGGCAAUAUAUUUUUUUUUUUUAUUUAUCAUAUUUUUAAAAUAUACGAUAAUUUGUUUAAAUUAAUAUCAAUAAAGUACUUAAAUAUUAAAUUAAAUUUGAUCACUUUUAAAAAGGUUAAUGUCACUAUUAAUUAAUAUUUUUUAUAACAUUAGUAGUUAUGAGACCUGUUGUAAAAAUAUCUCUGACAAAAGCUGAAUAUUAUUUUUAUUCCUUGCAUGAAUAUUAAUGUAGAGUACAUAUUUUGAACCAACGUGAUUAUAUUUUUUAUUAUAAAAAUGUCUAAAAAAAAAAAAAAAAUCAUGUAUAAUGUUGCCGCCACAACACAAAAGUUACCUAUGAGUAUUCACGGUUAUCACGGUCGCCGCAAAUUAUUAUUAUCUAUUCGUUGUCCGCCCACCGUAAAGGCGUUGUAAACAUGUAUGUGUUUUUUCUCCGCCGUCGUCGUGUUCGCCGGGUUUAAGUUUCAUUUUUGCCAUACUAAAGGCUCUAACAGCCAAUCUUGGUAGCAUUCAACGGCUCUAAUAGUCCUCAUAGAUUUUACUUCCGUAAAAGUACCUACCGUUGGUCGAUGCAUAGUUGUACGCGCUCGCUAACGAAUAACUUCUUUUUUUUUUUCUAAUAGGUACGCAAAAAUCGUCGGCUCUUAUUGUUUUAACACAGUAAAAUAUAGCGAUGUGUUCAAAUAGACGGCCGGAGUUUAUUGUAAAUUGUGUUUCGUUGCGACCGUUAUAACUAUUGUUGAGGUAGUCGGUUUUAAUAGCCACCUAAAAAUUGUUACCGUAAUUAUUAUUCAACUCGGUUACCGAAGAUCUCGUAUUUUUUUUCUGUUUCCUAUUUUGUAUUCUUUAGCGUGUGCGUUGUAUUAUUAUUUGUAUUCAUUCAUAUUUAGCUGGGUGGCGGCUGGCUAGCAGUGACAAUUAUUGUGAGUACCUAUCUAUAUUAUAUUAUUUUCAUACUUAAAAAUUACAUUGGAUGUGCCGAAUUAUUUUUUACAAUAAUGAUAAUAAUAAUAUUUAUUAAGAAAAUUACAAACAGUACAUAUAUAUAUAUAUAUACACACACAUGUAUAAAAUAAUAACAAUGGAAGAUUUGCAACUCCCCAUUAAGCGUAGCUUGUGUAGAGGAGUUAAAAAUUGAGUUGCGGUAUAUCUAAAUAAAUUAAACAGAUUAAAUUAAAUAUAUAUAGGAGAAUAUUUGAUGUAUACUAUAUUAUUUAAGAAUGACUUAAGUGAAUUUACAUUAUGAAAGUUAUUUAAAUAAUAAUUUACCCUUUUUCCCUCACAAUAUGUAUAUUAUAAUGUAAUUUUUAAAAGAUGAUUAGUUAAAAGUGUGGGUGAAAUAUUAUAGUAUUUCACUUCCAAAAAAAUUCAAGAGGGUGUAAGUGCACCUCUUGCACCCCCCUCCCGAGAUUACGCCCAUGGUUAUCACAGUUCACAAUCGUUAUUCGAAUUUCGAAAUAUAUUUGAGUUGUUAAGGUUGUUGUCCGAUUUGCCAUUCAUCUUUCGUAGUAAAAAACAUUAAAUCAAACUUCAAAGUACCAUAAUCAUGUUAUCACCAUGUAUAUACCAUGUGUCUUCAGCAGACAAACCUGUACUUUUUGGAUUGUCGAACUUUGUUUAGUUCUCUUCUAAAUGCAGUUUUAAAUUAUUUAUUUUGCGUUUUACAAAAUCCUCAUCAGUCCUUGAACCCCUUGAACCCCUUGAACCCUGUCUCCCACUCAAAUGGCGCCCAUGACCGAGACACCAAGUUGUCGUAAAUAUAAAUCAAUUUUUAUUUUUUGAUUUUUCCUAUUUAUUAUCAAAACUACUUUGGAUUUUAAUUAAAUGACUCUUCGUUAGUGGCUAUAUGUUAAAAGUAAUCGAUCUGUUGUCAAUUUUGGAUUGGAUCAAUAUUCCAUAUUCAUAUUUCAUCAUAAAGUAUAGUGAUCGAAAAAUAAAGUAUCGCGUAAUGUAGUCAAUUUUUUUGUAAACUUUAAAACAAUUCAAAACAAUGUGUUUAAUCGAACUACGAUCAGAUUCGUUUUUCGCUAGCUGCAAUGAUUCAGAUAUCGUUGCGUACAGUUAUAAAUUAAAUUAGGUACUAUACAUGCAUCCUACACCUGCGCACCUACAACAGUGGCACAACCAUCAGCGUAUUUUCAGUUUCAUUUUAUUUUAGCUUUUGGUACCUAUUUAAUUUUACCAGAGAUUCCAGACGGAAAAAACGUACACCGCACAAACAAACCGACGAUAGUCUAUAAUACGCACUGGCGCGCGCACACGACCGUCACAAACACGGCACAAUUUACGGUAGCCGGGUUUAUUAUGUGUGUGUACACGUAAUAAAUAAUAAUAAUAAUAAUAAUAAUAAUAAUCACAAUAGUAAUAAUAAUCACAUACCUAUUUUGAAACGGACCGCUAACGACCGCAACUCGUCGUACGAUAUGUUUCGCGACCAUAUUUGGCCACGUCUCUAGCGUGGCGGUUAAUAUGAAAAAAAAAAAAAUAAAAAAAAAAUAAAAAUAAAAAUAAUAUACCUACCUAAUUAUAAUAAAUAAUUGUGAUAGUCCGGCCGGCGUGCACACACGUACUAGUGUCUAUGUAUAUUGUUAUAUUGUAUAUUAUAAUAUAUUUAUGCAGAGUAAUCACUAAUCCGGGGCCGGUAGAAUGAUUUUGUCAUGAGUGGAAUAGUGGAAUUUUCUUUUAUACACAUAUACUAUAUAUUAAAAUAUAGUUGAUACUGCUGAUGGGUGCGCUAUUGUUGAAGGUGGAAAGUUGUACAAAUAGGAUACAUAAGAGUUAUUUAAUUUAUAUCUGUAUAAAUAACGAUAAACCCUUUGCCUACGAAAAACGAUUCUGAACAAAUUCGCUUUUACAUGAUUGAAAUAUUUACGAUUUCCGUCAAAAUUUGAUCUUAAUACCAUUAUAAAAAAAAUUACUACAUUACACUCAACUUUUUUUCUUGUUUUGAUCACCAAGAACAACUUAUAAUAAACUUCCUGUUAAAUUUGUAUGCAUUUUUGUUUUAGAAAACAAAUAUAUCCGUAUAGUACCUACCAAAUAAAAACUCGCAAAUAUAAAAUGCUUAUAAAUAAUUCGAAUAUCGCCAAAAUGUUUUGAACAUUUUCCACGUUUAGACAAGGCAUAUAUAUUUAAUAAAAUAAUGAAGUAAAAAUAAAAUUAUUAAACGGUUAAUAAAAGUAAAUAAAUAAUUAUUAAAUAAAAAUAAAUAAAUGCGUCGCCUGGAGUAUUACGUGUAUUGUACGACAGGUUUCGAAUUAAAAAUUUAUCAUCAGGUAAAUCACAAAGGCAAAAAGUAAAACGCGACUGAAUAUGAACAAAUAAAUUAUAAAUAUUUAUUUUUUAAAAAAUAAAUCCUCCAGGUGACGCUUGGUUCAUUUAUUUAUUUAUACGAUUAUAUACGAUAUCUCUACGAUUAUUUUUAACAAACAGAAAAACAAAAUUGAAAAUAAUAUGAAACCAUAAUUUCCGUAAAUUGCCCAGUUCUUUCUACGUUUUUUUCGGUUUUGUUCAGUUAUUAAAAAAACUACAGGGAAAAUAAAUAAAACAUAGGAAAAACGGGAAAAUAGGUACAGUAUUAAAGAAAUAUUAUUGAAUAAAAUGUAUAAUGCAUAUGUAAUUAUUUUAUCAUAAUAUGAAAUAUACGAAUACAUUGUUGACAAAGCAACAAUAUUAACCGAACUCCGCUCAAUAUCGCUUUUCGUCACUCGUUAUAAUAACGAUUAAUCGUUGCGUAAAGAAACGCAUUAAAUUUCCGCUCUACCUUCCCAACUUCUCGGCUACAACAGUGGCACACACACGUGCGAAAUAUGACCGUUUUUUUAAUUGCAUAGUUUGCCAUUUCAAAAUCAAAAUGUGAUGGUGAUGGCUUUUAUAUGAUCAUGAUCGUUGGGCAGGCACUGCACGUUUGAUAUUUAUUAUAAAGCGCUCUAUUAUACAUAAUAAUAAUAAUAUUAUUACUAUUGUAUGACGUACUAACGCACGCUUGUUUUGGUCGCCGUUGCGGGACGGGCCAUCAUUGGCCGGAAAGAAUCAUUCAGCACAUGAAAUAAAAUCCAUCGUUCGAUAUACAGGGUGAUAAAUUCUCGAUAAGACACUCAUUAUCUCGGAAUGGCUAUUAUUUAGUGACGGUAUGUAUAAUAUUCUACUUUUUCAACAAAUCAACGUCAUCAGUUUUAAAUUUUGAGUGUACCGAAGAAUGCAUUGGUUUUACGCAGAUAUUUAUUUUAUUAUUUUUAUUUUUUUGUGAACACUUUUUCUAUCAAAAACGUUACUCCGAUAUAUACGAUGCAGACGUUUUUCUGAAAGGAAAUUUUCUUCGGGAGGUACUUCAGGAUUUACAAUGAUAGCACUUUUUCCGUAAAGAAAUCUGACUGGAAAAAUACUUUAAGGAGGUGAUUUUUCGAUUUUCUCUACAGUUUUCCCAGGAGAUGUGAAAAACUGGGGAAAACGUAGGAAACCCGGGAAAAUUGGUAUAUUAAACAAAUAUUAUUAAAGAUAAUAUAUAGUGCCUAUUAAAUUAUUUUAACAUAAUAUGACAUAUAUUGUUGACAAAGUAUCACUAUAAACUUAAUUCUACUUAGAAUCGUUUUUUCGUUAGCAAUGGUUUUUCGUUGCUUACAGAUAUACAUUAACGAAUUACCUAUACCAGUGGCUGCACCCGUCCCCAUUAUUCUAGGGCGUCUUUUUUUUACUACUUCUCCGAGAGAAAUCACGGAUCACUUCAAAAUGUAUCGUUUUCCUAACCAUAGAUAUCCGUGCUUGUCAUCCAUGGGCAAUUUGGUCAAAUUUGAGAAAUUGGUCCAGUUUUAUUUACCGUCGAUUAAAUGCGAUAAUUUUUUUGUAGAAUUUAAAAUUUGGAAAACUAAAAUAGGCAAUGAAGAUGUCAAUACCAUAAGUGGAUUAAAAGCACUUUCGAGCGGUUCGGUUAGGUUUCCUAAACAUACAGUUCUUAAUUAAAGUAUUUUGUACACUGUCAGUAUCUACAGCUACACCAGAGAGAUCAUUUUCAACAUUGAAAAGAUUGAAAACAUACCUUAGAUCAGCGUUUCUCAAACUGUGGGUCGCGACCCACUGGUGAGUCCCGAGUCAAUUUUUGGUUAAAAUCGAAAAUUGUUUUGAAUUAUAUAGAUUCCAAGAAAUGCAUGUUUUUAAAUUCUAAAUGGAGGGAAGAAUGUAUUGGUUUAACAAUAUUUUUUUUUUUCCGUGGAAAACUUUUCUACCAGCAAUUUUGCUCCGAUUUUCAAGUGUAUAGCGCACUAACACGUUUUCUGAAAGAAAAUCUGACUGUGGUGGUACUUUCGGGAGGUCGUUUUUUACAUUUCCAGCUGUUUUCAUAAACUACUUUUUGAAAAGUAAACCCAUGUGAGUAGCUAUAUAUUUUUGGGGGAAAAUUUGGGUCGCGGUCCCAAAAGAACCACUGCCUUAGAUCAACUAUGAUAGAAGAAAUACAUUAAUUAUUUAGGAAAUGUUUAUUAAACAAGUUAAAACCUAUAUGUAUUUUUAAUUUAAUUUUUAUGUGGGUUAGGCAAAAUGGACUAGCAUUGAUGUCUAUUCAUCGGGCCAUACUCCUGAAUGUAGAUGAAAUAAUUGACGAAAAAGCAUUAUGUCCUAGGCAAUUAGAAUUUGUAUUGUAAACUCUCAACACCCAAUCAUAUAGUAAAGCAAUAAAAUAUAGUUUUAAUUAUUUAUUGUGAUUAAAAGCCCAACCACUAAAAUAUACACUUGGUGUGCACGUAUUUCGGCAACAAUGUUAUAUAAAUACAUUUUUUGUAUAAGUCUUUUUUAUUUUAUUUUAUGAUAUAGUUAAGUAAUAUUAAAUAUUAUUCUAAUCUGUUUUUUUUAAAUCUUACAUCUAGUGCACGUCACCAUGGAACUAUACAAUAUUAUAUAAUUUGUACAUAGGACUAAGAUUCUAUUUUUAUUUAAAAAGUUGUUAUUGGUGGGUACGGGGGAGGGGGGUCAAAGCCCCCGCGGCUCUGUGUUCUGCAAAUUAUUUGGACCCUCUCAUGACAAAUUCCUAAAUACUACACUGAUCCUUCUUGUAUAGUAGAGAACAGGCGCGCAAUAAUAGUGGAUACCUAUACAGGUAAUGUAUAUUUAUUACUUUUAUACGUACAAAUAGAAAAAAAGUCCAAGGGGGAGAAUUUACACCCAAAUCCCAAAUUCCCAACACGCGAUAACGUCACCGGUUCCCAUUGAACGCUUCACCCUGAAAUUGCAUUCCAACAGAAUGUAUACGGGGUGAUCAAUCUAUCAUAAGACACUCGUUAUCUCGGAAGGUAUUAACUUUUUCCGGAAUUUGUUUUCUAGAACAUUUAAGAAACAAGCUGCUCUACAUUUAUAUUUAUGCUAUUUUUUGUCACCCUCAUAUAGAUAUUCCACUUUUAAGUUUGGGUCGGGGGAGAGUGGUGGUGCACUAUUGACACGCCGUACCGCCACACAAAUGAUACUCCACUACUCUUCCCCGACCCAAACUUAAAUAUUGAAUAUCUCAUCAACGGAUCGACGGAAAUCAAAAACGUCAACACCAAAACUUAUUUUAACUAACACUUCGUUUAUUCGUGGACUUUUUAAUCGAAAUUGGAUAGACAAAAAAAUCACAUAAAUAUAAAAUUGUCGAGCGGCUCGUUCCUUAAACGUUCUGGAAAACAAAUCGCGGAAAAAGUCAAUACUUUCCGAGAUAAUGAGUGCCUUAAAUGACAGAUUGAUCACCCCCCGUCUAAGUGUCUCGUCGAAACCGUCGCGCGGUUAGGCGCAAUCACAACGGCCGACAAUACGCCGUACAGUAUACGUCUUGUAUAUAACACGCGUACGCCACCUACAACUGCGCUGCGCCACGGUAAUAGUAAUAAUAAUAAUAAUAAUAAUAAUAACAAUAAUAAUAUUAUUUAUAUAAAUAUAUAUUUUUUUUGUAAACACGCUCUUGUCGUCGUAGGCGGCCAAAACGGCGUGCACGCUCGUGCGCGUGCGUGUGUGUAUUUACGCGUGCGCGCGCGCGGUCCCCGUGAAAGCCGCCGCCACCGCCGCCGCCGCCGCCGCCGCCGUCGCGUCGAAGGAUUUAUUUUUAAAUCUCCCGCCUUCGCCUCCGCCGUCUAAACGUCAUCCCGAAGCGGCACCGGUGGUGCGUCCGCCGAUUCUUCGCGGGACAAUCGUUCGCCACGGCCCAGUGUACUCGCAGUGUCGCAGCGACAACAGCAGCGCAGCAUCUAGACAUCUGCGAAAGAGAAAAAAAAAAUAAAGAAAAUAAUAGACGAUAAUAAUUUUCAAAAAACACGGCAGCACCCGUCCGUCUCUUCAGCCGCCCGUCACGCUUACAAACGGUUUUGUUUUGUUUUUUUUUUUUUUUCUUACGGAAAUUUUCGUACUAAAUAAUUGCAUUUUAGUCCCGGAUCGGAUCCGGUUUUCAACGUCACUCCGGACACGUUUUUUCCGCCCCGGGUCUAACGGUUUUUACGCCCACGCUUUUCGGUAUAUAUUAUACAGCGAUCGGGUUUGUGACGUCUGCACAGUCGACCGGAGUGCCAUCGCCGGUAUGUAUUUUUCCUAAUAUAUAAUAAUGUAUAGGCUGUAGCUGUACAGGCGGAAUCCACAUCAUUAUUAUAUGAUGUAUAUAUGGUAUAUCCUAGUGUAAUUUUUUUUUCACGUAAAAGUUAUCUAUUUCAUCACGCAUAGACACUUGCACACGGUGCGUGUGUAAUUUUUUUUUCAACUUACCCAAUAGGUGCGGAUGAUUUUGUAGGUAACAUUUUUAAGAUUACUCUGCGCACAACAUUGUCAGUAAUGUCUUGUGUGGACGUUGUACUCGUACAUACAUGUUAAAAAAAUUUAAAUGUAUAAUUAGUGAAUACCUAACCAUGUUUGUUGUGAAAAGUUAACCGUUUGAAUAUAUUUUGAAAAAAAAAAAAAACUUUCACAGAAGAGUGAAUAUAUAUUGUAAAAUAACAAUAUCAUAAAAAAAAAAAAACCAAAAAUACCACCAUGUGACAUAUUACCAGUUGCGCGUCACGCCAUCGAAAUCCAAAAAGUUAAUCAAAAGUACCCCGUCCCCUCUUCCUGUAAUACUCAACGAGAAUAUUCGAGAAUAUUCUUCAAGCAUAAUAUAUAACUCGCACCGCAUCCGCUAGUGUAUUAUAGGUACUCGUUCUUAAACCGUACCUAUUUUCAUAUGGGCGUAGGAUAGAGGGGUAGCUCUAUUAGUUCCCGAAAUUACCUGCAGCUCUCUUUAAAAAAUUACCCCUCUGGAAAAGGUUCUUUCGUUACUUUUUUCUUUUCUUUUUUUUUGAAUUAUAAGAAAUGUCAAAGGUUUAUUCUACGUCGUCAAUAAAAAAAAACGAAAAUUGUUAAAUUUUUCGAGAAGAGUAUUUUUGCUGAGCUUCGUGAAAUCCAUGAGUAGUAAAAAAAGGAAAACACAAAAACAAGAUAAUAAUAAUGUCAAAUGGCCCGUUAUAGUUGUGAUAUAUAUUUUUUUUACAAUAAAAUCACUGCCGUGAUGAUUGAACAAAUACAUAUUAUCUAUGUAUUGCUGUAAAUCAAUCGUAUAUCUACACUAUUUUUUUAUAUUUUUCUAAAUUUCUAAAUUGUAAAAUACUUUAUAUUUCACGUGAGGUUGGUCACCUAAAGCCCCCUGUUGAAUUCGUCUCUGAAUAACCUAAUGUUUUUAAAAGUAUAUAUGAUAUGGAGACAACGAGAAUGUAUACUGCUCGUAUGUGUACUCGAAUGUAAACAAUUUUGUUAAGGGCAUAGCCAUCCAAACUGUGGGGCUGGGGCACAGAAUAUCACCACGCAAAGUCUAUGCCCAUUUCGUUGUUCGAAUACCUAAUUAUCACUGGGUAUUGGAAAAAAAAAAUCACGGCUGUGGCCCAAUACGUGACUAUAAUAAAAACCAUUAAAUAAUCGCAUUUUCGGAAUUUUCGGAAUUUGAUUUUGCUUAUUAUUAUUAUUUUUUUGUUUUUUCAAUUUCGACGGGGAAACCAUUUUGUCUGUGCUGUUUGCCGGCGACGUUCUAUAAUCUGAUCAAUGCACUUCUUUAGUAUAGUUUUAUUUUCGAGUAUUUAAUACAAUUUAAUAAUAAUUAUUGCCGUUCGUAAAUAUGACGCACGCUUUGACUCUCUUUUACCAUAUAAUGUGUGCUUUUUCGAUGGUUUUUUUUUUAUACAUUAUAUUAUAUUAUACAUUAUUCUAUCACUUAAUCGAAUCAUGUAUGUUAUAUAAUUGUACACCUAUAUAUGGUUUUGACUGUUGAGUAUCGGAGUAUUGUUUAUUUUGGACGUAUACAGGAAAAAAUUCUAUAGGACAAAUUUAAUGUUUGUCAUCAUGUACUUUUCAUAUACCUAGAUUAUAUUAUAUAAUAAAGUUUAAUGUCUGAGUUUCGAUUUUUCGUGCACAUUUUGUGGUGCAUUCUUAUCGGCAGUUUAUUAUAAUAUAUAUGCAUAUAUGCCACACGAGAUUUUGUCUUCUGUGCAUACCUACAAAAAUAAACGUCGUUGUAUAAAACGCAUUCUUCGCUCCGCUCGCAAGCGUGCAGUAGAUUUCUAGAGAGUAUUUACAAAACGAAAAACUGUUUUUAUACAUAUUUGUGGAUAUAGCCCGUCACCACGGCGGCGGCGGUAUUCGUAGAAGUUUUUGCGUAAACAAUAGAUUUGAACGAGGCUUGAUUAUUUAACAAAUCAGAGUGUGAAUAUACCUAUGCAAUAGUACAAUACUUCAAACUAUUUGUGUUCGACUUUUAGUUCCGAAUUUGCGUCUAGUGCGAUUGAAAUUAAGCACCAACAAUAUUAUUGCAUUUAACUUAGUUUGCGCUUAAUUAUAUAGUUAUACUUAACUAUAACUGUCAUAUUAUACUGUUACGUUUGGCAGGGACAUUCGUGGAGAAGUAUAGCUCAUUCUAUAGGUACAAAUCACUUUUGGCAUCAAUGUAAGAUGAGUGAAUAUCACCUCCCCCUCCCCCCAUUAUACCUUCCUGACACUAAAUGUAUAUUAUGAAUUUACGGGUACACGUCAACGAUCAGUAUAAUAAAACAAGAUCUAAUUAAAAAUAUAACUAAAUUUGUUUAUUACAGUUUAAACAAAAUGUGUGCACAUAUUAUAAUAAUCAUAAUAUCAUAACAUAUUAUUUUAUAUUAAUCAUCGUAAUGCUAUGCCAACCGUGUAUAGAAUUCAAUUCAACCUUAUCAACAAUUUCUUUUAUUUACUGUUCAAAGUAUUUCCAUCUGUGUGUGAAUGUUGAGUACGCCAGUACCACAGUGCGAAAAUGUUUCGCAGAACUCGUAUUUACAAGGUAUUUAGGUCAUUGUAUCGUGGAAAUAAGUUAACAAAGAACAAAUGUUUAUAUUUAAUUAGGUAUUUAUUUGAAAAGUCCGAAUUAUUGAAAAAUAUAUUUAUUUUCUCAGGUGGUGCAAAUGCACCACUUAGCACCCCCUUUUCGCACUAUCCCGGCUAUCCCGGCGUUUCUGAGGUUAGGUCGGGUUAGGUUAAAUAGGAACCAAAAUCAUUGUUUAAAAUGUAUAAAAUGUUGUUAAAUUUUUUAUUUAUUUGGUGCAUCGAGGAGGGCAUUUGUUUGAUUUUCGUUGAUUUUUUCUUAAUACGUGGAGAAAUCCGGCAAUAGUUUUGUUUCUUCAACAAAGAACAACAUAUUACUAAUAAUAUUCUGAUCGGAAUCGUUUUUCGUUAGCAGUGUUUUAUCGUUGCGUAACAGAUAUAAAUUAAAUUACUCUGUAUAUCCUCCCUUUCAAAUUCCUUCCUAAAACAGACAAGAGUGGCACGUCCGUCAAAAGUAUCAGUAUUUUAUGAAUAUUAAUACAAAAAAUAUUAUACAAUAAUAUUCGAUAAUAUUUCAUGGCCGAAAUAAUAUUUAUUUAAUUAGGUAAGUUGUAUUUCGAGUUUGAAUUGUACCACGCGUGCAGACUUAUAAUAAUUUUAAUGUAUCCGCUCAUUGUUUUGCGCGUAGUCCAAUAAUACUGACACCUAUAAUACCCAAUCGUUUACUCGGAGGAAAUUGUAUUAUUUAAACGACCAGCAGUUUUAAUUGGUAGGUAUAGCUGCAGACCUGCAGUAUAAAUAUCAAUUUCAAUUUGAAAAAUGCGAGAGUUAUAAAUAAGUAAUAUAAUCAAAGCGACUUGCAGUAUGUCUUAGCGAUAACGCGCGGUUCAAUAAUAACAGGUAAUUAAUAAUAUUAUACAGAGUGUUUUUUUAUUUUUGUAAUCAAUCGAUUUUCUACGAACAUUUUUUUCGAUUUUAUCAGUCAUUAGGUACCUAUAUAGAAGACUUGCUUAAAUAUUUAUAAUGAUAUACAGAGUGAUUUUUUAAUCAUGCUUAGUGUUCAUCUUAUUUUUAUGGUUAAAUUAUCCAUUAAUUCAAAUUCUGAUAUUCGGAAUUUUUAAGUGUAGUGAAAGACGAUAUUUAUUAGUGCUUAGAUUUUUCACAAUAUUUAAAGAGUAUCCUGUGAUAAUACUAACUUUAGUUUUUUAAUGAGAAUCUAUACGUUUUAAUGCAAAUCAUGAAUUAAAUGAUUUUUCCGAAAAUGUUGAUAUAUUUUGAUUGAAAUCUGAACCGCAAAUGUCUGAGUUGUUCUCAGUUCUGAAUGUUUACGUAUUAUUUGACCAACAUUUAAUUGACCCAUACAUGCAUCGGUAUUUUUUUUAACUAAUAACAUUAUGCAAUUAUUUAUGGAAAUAUUUUUGUCCUGUCAUUUUAUAUUUUAGCCCAUUGUGCACGGUUAUUAACAUGUUAUCAGUGACACGGUACUUGUCUAGGAUUUUGGUAUUUUGUAUCGUAGAUACAUUCGCGAUCUAUUAUAUGAUUGCAUAUUAUUUUAAAGCGCGUAGACAUUCGCUAUUCAAAAAUCAAAUGUCGACAAAUUUGUUGACAGUAAAUGGAAACGUUUAUAAACUUUGUCCGAGUUUGGCCCAAGUUGAGGUACCUAAUUAUGACGUAGUUUUUCAUCGGCUAGGACCUACAGGUUUUAAGUUUUCAAUUACGACAUUAAUUUCUUUCGUGCAGCAUUGGAUUUACGAGUAGAUCAACAAGUAUUGGUUAUGUUUUAUAAAUCUCCUAAAACUCUAAAAAUCACUCGUGGUUGCGUUUCGGCUAGGACCCAACUCGUAUAGGGUCUGUAAAUACACUGUAAUAACGUUUUAAUAUUAUAAUUACAAUACGGGGAUAAAUCAAAAGUGAUUUUACUCGAAAUGUUCGUAUACAGUAUUAUACAGAUAGUUAUUGCUGAAUUGUGAUGACGAAAAAAAAAUCACUAUAUAAUAUAAUAUUGUAACCAUAUUUAGUAUAGUGGUAGGUACGCGGACGAAUCGUACAUUUCACUUUGAUACCUACCUAAUAAUAAUACUUACUUAUUACCUAAUAGUGCGUCUGCGACAGUAUAGUAUAAAUCCAUAAUAUCGACCUCGAAUUAUUAUUAACGAAACCAUGAAUAGACAUGGAGCAUAUAAUAUACAUAAUAUAUUAUCAUGACCGAUAGGUACAUUCACGCUCAAAAAAUUAUACGCUCGGCAUUUCUGUUCAGGAAUAUUGUCGAGUAUAUUCGUACCCAUAUAAGGACAAUAAUAUUAGCCGUAUCAGCAGCUAUCACGAUUUGACGUGACAAGUUUUGUAUAUACAUAUAGGCAUUGCAUUAGCCUUCUCCCAAGGAGAAGGCGCCAAUUGUACAUACGACAAGUUAAUUCAUAAGUUAUUUAGUAAACGAUGGCAGCAGUGAGUGAAGUAUAUUGUAUUAAACAUAUCCCUUAAUACUGUUGUCGGUUAUACUCGGGGGCGGGGAAGUCUUGUGUUAUUAAUAUUAUUGUGUGUAUAACAGCAUAAAUGUACAAAUAUUAUUAUUAUUAUUACCUAUCGUCACAUUUUUGCAGGAUUUAAUUAUAUUUUAUGUAACGUCCACGCCACUGCAUCACAGAUAUUUAAUUAGACGUUUUACAAGAAAAAUCAUACAAGAAUUUUAUUUUUACAUAAAUCAUAUUAUUUAAGUACCGUGAGAAUAUACGCUUAAUUUAUCCGUGACAACGCGAUAACCUAUAUAAUAUUUCCGAGGGUUUUUUUUUUUAUAUUCUCUUCAAGGUGAUUUUUCUCUGUAUUUUUUUUUACCUAGAUACUUAUCUGUUUGUCGUGUGCAGAUUAUAGUACUAUUAUUAUCAACGAAGAUCAAAAAUGUACAGUGAAAAAAUUGUGCGCUUUUAUGCAAUUAGUUUUUUUUUUUUUUUUAUAAGAAGUUUAUCUCGUAAUAUUUAGUAGAUACCCCUGUGUAUAGCCAUAUAAGUAAUUUAAUUGUACCUAAUAAAUUAUAGGUAUUUUAUGGGCGAAUUAAUUUAAACAUAACAAUACAGGGUAAAUAGUGAACUAAUUGAUUUUUUUUAUUAUUUUUUUUGCAAUCAUUAUGGAAUUGUUUAAGUUUUAUUUCAACAAUAUUUUGACUUUUCGAAUACCACUCCUAAUGUACCUUAAAUGAGCAUGCAAUGUUGAGGAACACCUACAUUUAAACAUAUUUGAAUAGAGAUAAUUUUUAUAAAAAUAACGAUGCGCAUAAUUAUUUAUUAUAUAAUAUCAUUUAGAAUUACCAUUUAUGAGUUACCUAUAACAGUUUCAAGAUUUAAACCGGAGAAGUAUAGGGAAAAGUUGAUCAAUUGAUCAUUUAAAAAUGGAUAUGAAGUUUAAUACCUACCCUUCCCCUACUCAUCCAGUCUAAAUUCUUACCUGUUACUUCUUAGAGAGGUAAACAAUUGAAAAUAGUGUUAAAAUACAGAAAAGAAAAUUCCAUAAUAUAAUGAUAGAAAGACAAAUUUAUCACCACCAUGUAUAUUUGAAAGUAUCAGCUAUAUAUUUCAAAUUGUGUAUCAUUUGAAAAUAACUUUUUUUCUAUACAGUUAAACUUUUUUAAUUUUUGGAAAUUAUUACUAGUGCAUUGAAGUAGGACCAAAUUAAAAUUGUAUUUAAUAAAAAAAACCCCGUUGGUAAACUUAUAGCUCAGAAAAAAAAAAACAAAUUGAAUUUUUAGAAACCACACCAAAUAAUGUUAAUACUUAACUAAUAUAAUUCACAAUUGAUAAACUGUAAUAUAUAAUAUAAACAACUCAAUAUGCAUUAAUAUUUUCCUAGGUAGAUACCAAUGUAAAUCAUCUAUCUUUCCUUUUUCUCCUUCCCGUUCAUCCUAACUAUUUGACAAUAUAAAUAGAUAAUUUUACCGUUUAAAAAUUGCUUUAUCUACCAUGAAACCUCUUAAUAGACAAAACGAGGUCAUAACCUGUCUAAAACAGACAACAGACUCUUUUUAAAAUGGAUAAUGACUGUAAUGUUUCUUCAAGUUCUGAUUUUUGGCAUUUUUAAGUAAAGUGAAAAAAUGAUAUUUUCAAAUAGGUACUUAGAUUUUUCACAACAUUGAAGGAGUAUCCUAUGGCAAUAAUAACUUGGGUUUUUCAAAUGAGAACCUACAUGUUUUAAUGCAAAUUGUUAAUCAGAUGAUUUUUUUUAAAACUUUGACGUAUUGUAAUCGAAAUUUGAAAGAAAAUUGUCUAAUUUAUUUUACUUAAAUACUAAAGAAUAAUAAUUGCACGAAUCAAAACAAGAAAUUGCUUAUACACAAUUCCUAUUUAAAGAAGAAUAACUCAGAAACUUUUCGUUCAAUUUUCGAUUAUCUACAAUUCGUCAACAUUUUGAGAAAAAUCAUCCAACUGAUAAUUUGUAUAAGAACAUGUAAGUUUUCAUUUAAAAAACCAAAGUUAUUAUUAGCACAGGAUACUCCUUACAUAUUGUAAAAUAUCAAAGUAUGCGAAAAUGCUGCACUGUAAUUAAAAAUUUCAAAAAUCAAGAAUUUGAUUUAUGCAUAAUUAAACCAUAUAAAUCAUCCUGUACAUUAUAAUAUAACGAUAUCAUUAUUGUUAUUAAACAAGUUGUGUAAAUAAUAAUAGUACUUAAAGAUUAUCCUUCUCCCCUCUCCAUGACAAAUUAAUUUGACUGUCAUUGUAAUUAAAUGUUAUAAAAUAAAAUCAUUAUUAUCUACUAGAGAAAUAAUUUUUUUACUAGUUUAAAUAUUUGGAUUCAUAAUAAACACAUAAAUAACCGAAAGUAAUCAAUAAUCAAUGUACAUAUUUUAUAGAGCAUGUUCUACUAUAUAAGCUAUAAAUAUUUUGUUUUGCGUGAGUGUAAUUUAAUACAUUUUUUUGUAGCCAGUUGUAGCGUUUAAGUAUGAAAUUAAGUCUCUUAAAGAAUUACAUCAUUUAAUCACCACCCUAGUCAGAUUUCUUUUCAGAAAAAGUGGUGUCAUUGUAAAUUGAUUGAAAAAUUCAAUAGAAAAAUGACCUCCCUAAAGAAAGUGCUUCCACACACCGAUUUCCUUUCACCCUUUCGGAAAAAGUGCUACACGUAGAAAUCCGAGCAAGUCUUCUGGUAGAAAAGUUGAUAAAAAAAUAUAAAAAAAAAUUAACAUCUUUGUAAAACUAUAUGCUUCUUCGCUCUAUUCACAGUCUAAAAGAGAAAAAGCACCAUUAAAUCCUUAGAGUAAAUAUUUUUACACGACUAUUUUAUAGGUAGUAAAAACAAAAGUGUUGUUUAUAAUAAUAUAGGAUAUUAUUACUCCUCAAAAAAUUAAUUAAAAACGAAUAUUGUGCGCGGGAGAUUGCGAUUGUUUAUUUAGAAAACAAGAUUAUAUUAUCAGCUUUUGUUUACAUUCACUUGCAUACGGUAGUCAUAGUAAGUAAUAAAUAAUAUAAUCUAAGUAUAAGUAUAAUCCUUAGUAUCUCUGACGGCAUCAGCAGUUGUUUGUGUUACAUAAUAAUAAUAUGUUCGUUUGGAGUGUUAAACACGUAAAACUAUAUGUAUACAUUGUACAUUUACGUACAUAUAAUUGCAUGCUUCGUAUUCAUGUUAACCGUACUCGGAAAAUAAUAAAAAAACUAUAUGGAGCUUCUUUUUAGAUUGGGAUCGUAGCGAGAGAUCUAUUGGUUUUACUAUGAUGUGUUUUUUUAAAUUAUUUUUUCUGCGGUGUGAACCACUUUUCUAAAAGAAAUGUUGCUCUGAUAUACAUAAAGUGUAGCACCUUUUUCGAAAGGGAAUUAUAUCUUGUUGGUGCAUUAAAUAGAUCAUUUAAUAGGUUUUCAAAAUAAUUGGAAAAAUCCGGAAACAAAAUCAUAAGCAAGACGGAAAAUAUUUAUGAUGCGCCGCCGCGAUGUUACCGAUUCCAUUGUUGUUAAUUUUUGCAAACUAUGCCUAGAUGUACUCUCAAGAUAUCCCGUGCAUCAAAAUAUACUGCGUUCAAAAUAUCCUAUGUACAGCAUAUCCCUACUAAUAUUAUUUUAUAUAUUAUUAUAUAUAUUAUUUUAAUAUAUUAUUUUUACACACUAAUAAUAAGAAUAAGAAGAAUAUUAUCACUAUUAUUUGAUACAAAAUUGCCUAUAUAGCCCCUUAUAAUUAGCUCCUUGUGCUUUUUCCAAAUAUUCGUGAUAAUAACGGAUAACGUUAUAAUAGAAAUCAAUUAACGAUUAAAAAAUAACGGACAAGAAACGCAAAUUAUUAAUCAUUUUUAUCGAGUAUGCAAUAAAUUUUAAAUUCAGUCUAUAAUGCUUAAAUGCAAAUUUUAUUUAAUCAUUAAAUUCUACACGUUUAAUUAUGCAAAGACUUCAACAUUAAAUUAAAUUCAUAACGGUUAGUUAUAUAAAAACCAUUUUAACGUUGUACGCUAAUUUUAAAUUAUGUUUAAAUAAUUGUUCUUAAUGUUGGACAGAAAACUGUAUAAACGUUUAAUUUGUACAUUGUUGAAACAUAUAUUUAAUUCCGUUUGAAUUCUUUGUAACGUUAAACGAUAAAUUGCUCAUAACGUUUAAAUUUCUCAUAAGGAACAGUAAACAAUAUUUUUAUUUUUUUAGCCCUGUGAUAUACACGUCCCGUCUCCUUUAAAUUUUUUUUUUAAAUAACAAUUUAUUUAUUACAUAUGAUCCACAGACUUAUGUUAACGUUUUAUAGUCGUGUAGAUUUUUUAGUGUAUAAUUAUACGGAGUACCUUUUAGAUUAAAUUGUUUUAUAUUUUCGGUGUGUGGUCUCCGGAGAAAUAGUUGCACUGCGUACGUACGCACUGCGCUUGCACCAUACCAGUAAAUAUACGACACAGAUUCCAUUAAAACAACUGUAUGUAACUCAACCUAUACAAUAUUAUAGAACGUAAAAAUAAGAGUACCUAAUUGUUUUCAAUCUUUAUGCACUCGUGAUGUAGGUAUAAUAUUAUGAUAAAUGAAAAAAACCGACGGCUCGGGUACGACAAUAAUCGUAUUAACCGUCCUAGAGGCUUACUGCAUUCAAAGAAAUACUAUAUAAAACGUGCGAAGAAUACAAUUAACUUUUUUUUUUGUUACAAUAUUCUUACUAUAGCCACAUAAUUAUUAUCAUACGUAUGGAUUAUACUGUGUAUAUUUUUUUCGAAACACAUCGCCUACGUUAAAAAAAAAACACUAGUUUUGUACUCGAUUUUAUUAUGUUAAUUUAAUUUCGUAUGGGUUUUGAAAGUUGAAUAUGGUUUAUUUUUUCUUGUCUCUGCACGAUUCGGGGCAUUUUUUUUUCAAAGAAGUUUUCUUCAUUUAAAUUAACACACAGUUAAGUACAAGGAACACUCCGUAGAAUAUGAUUUUGCUUACUAUGUCCACUAAAAAAUAAAUGUUUAAUUAUUGAAGAUAAUAAUAGAAGCUGAAAUAAAGUGUUAUAUUUCAUACAGGAAAUAACACUCUCGUUAGUGAGGAGAAGGAUAACCGGAGAAAGUCUAAAAGUCAAUACGAUAGCUUAUCUGAUCGUGGAGGUUUUCUUUAAGAGAUGGAUAAUGGACACGUAGUGGAUAUUCACUGAAUAAUGACCUUGCAUAGUAUAAGUAUACUGUAUACGACCAAAUCAAAUGGUUUUUUUUUGUCAUUAUUACAAUAUUAUAUUAUUUAUAUCGGUAUACCGCGAGCGCAGAAAAAAAAAACUAAAACUUGUUAAAAUACAAUACUUGUAUCGAUAAGAUGAUUCGAAAUGGAUAUUAAAUUUCUUUGUCUAACACAGUAAUAAUAUCACAGCGUGAUGGUAUUUCUAUACAUUUGAAAGCGAAUGUUUUCGAAAUAGAAAAAUUCGCAUUUUGCCCGAAUUGCCUAUGCCGCGACCCUUUAAAUUUUUGGCGUGUGAUAUUUUCUCGAGUUAUUUUUCGAAUGACUACCUACAAUAAUAAUAUAGAAUUAUAUAGACACCGCGUCUAAGCGACUGCAGUUAUGUUUACGAAAAUAGGUGGUCUUAAUUCAAAGAAGAGAACAAAUAUUAUGCAUUAUUGCGUAUAUAUAGGUAACAGGUUUUGAAUAUAUGCCAACAUGUGUGGUAUUACCUUAACCUCUUUUUUUAUUGUAAAUUAUUUAAUAUAUGGUACAGUAUAGGGUAAAUGGACGCUUUGUACUAUUUAUUGUUUUAAAUACGAAACGCGGAAAUUUCGGCUAAAAGAGCAGAUUUUAAAAGCGGACCUUUUGUACGACGUUAAUAAUAAAUUGCUCAAAAAUUUAGAUUACCGCGCGCAAUAUCAGUAUUAGUUUGGUGACACGAGAGUACAUAUAAUGCAGUUACAAUAUGAGUUUCAAUAAAACGGAGUUGAAUCCGAAAAUAUAAAAAAAUGGCUAUGGAUAAUAUGAAUACCAUCGAAAAUGUAUAACGACAAUAAUUAAUAAAUUACAAAAGAGUGUAAAAUGAUAAUAUCUUUAGAGUUUUUACCAAUUGAACAAGAUCUUCGAAAAUCCAGGGAAGGGACACACUGUAUUGUUUCUGCAUUAUUUUCUAAUUACCUAUGCUAUUUUAAUUUUAGAUUCUGAGUGAAACGAAGAAGCUUAUGGUUUUACAAAGAUGUUUAUUUAUUUUUUUAUCUGUGUGCAGCUUUUCUAUCAGAAAUCUUGCUCCGAUUUUUAAAUGUAGCACAUUUUUUGAAAGGAAAUCAGUGUGGGGAGGUACUUUAGAGAAGUCAAUUUUCUCAAGAGAUUUCUCAUAAAAUUUGUAAGAUUAAAAAAAAUGAUAGAAAAACAGGAAAAUAGAAAAAUUGUAGGUCAUAGUUAAAUACAUUACGGUCUUUUUUUCCUGUAAACAACUUUUCUACGAGAAAUUUUGCUCCAAUAUAAAUUGAUAGCAAUUUUUCUAAAAGGAAAUUCGACUGGGAAGAUUUUUCCAAGAGUUUUCCUGAUGAAUGUAGGAUAACCGGGAAAUUCGGUACAACAUUACAGAAAUAUUAUUAAAAAAACAUAUAUAAAGCUUAUUUAAUAAAUUUAACUAUAAUAUGACAUAUAUAUUGUUUUCAAAGCUUCACUAUCAACUGAACUCAGCUCAGAAUCCUUUUUUUCGUAAGUAAUGAUUUAUCGUUGCUAACUGGUGUAUAUUUAUACAUUCAAUUACCUAUAACAGUGGCUGCACCCGUACUCAUUAUACUAGGACGUCUUUUUCAUGUGUAUAAAUUUAUAACAUAACAAGGGGGUCAUGUCCCCUCCUGCCUCUCUCAAUGGACGUUCAUGUAGUUGAAUAAAUACCUUAUCAAAUACCUAUUAAAUGUUCUUUCCAGAACGACUUCCAUUAAUUUAUUAUUUUUAUUCCACAUAAUAUUAUAGUAUUAGUGGAAAUAAUGGUACGAUUAGAUAAGUGUUGGGAAAGUUCCUUGGAAAGGAAUUCAUUCUCGUCCCUCUUUCUUACUCCGAAAAAGAAACUCAUUCCGGUUCCUUGUUCCCGUUCCUUUUUAGAUUUUGAGUGUAGUGAAGAAUGUAUUGGUUUUACUCAGAUGUUUAUUUUCUUAUACCUUGUACAAAAAUUCGACCAGAAAUUUUGCACAGAUAUUUACGCGCGGCACCAUUUCAAAAAGGGAGUGUUGUCCAGGUGGUAAUUUUAGGAGGUCGUUUUUUGAUUUUCCAUGCAGUUUUCAUAAUAUCUGGAAAAAACUAGGAUAAAACUUAAGAAAAACGGGGCAUUCACGAAAAUAAUGUUUUUAUUAUUUUUUAAUUUCGUUAUUUAUUGUAAUUUAGUAAAAAUAUUUGUACAGACUUGAAAUUUGGAGAGAAAGCUUAUAUUUCCCUUUUAGACGUGAUAAAAUUAAAAAAAAAUUUAAGCCAUUUUUGAGUUAUUUAUAGAAAUUUUAAUUUUGCUAGUUUUGUACGUAAUUUUUAUUCAGUAGGUCAGACUGACUAAGUUUCGAAAUUAUAUCUAUUUAAAGUUCUGAUAUUAUGCGGACAUUGUAUGUUAUGUUAAAUAAAUAAAUGUUGUUUUUUCUAAAUUAUGACACCAAACAAUUAAUUAUUCACAUGGAACAAAUUAUUUUAGCGAGGAAUGAAAUAAUUAAUUUAAUAAAUUGGCUGGAACAGCUAAUCCAUGUCUCUGGACUGUUUUGCGAUCUUUGCAAUUAAACGAAUUUCCUAGUCACAAAAAAAAAAAAAAAAAAAAUGAACUAAAAACUAAGAUAGGCAAGAAAAAAAAAAUGCACGGUUCGUGGUUCUUUACGAUACUUUUAAAUUAUCCCGUUUUCACCGGUUUUUCUUAAUUAUUACGAAAACCGUAAGAAAAACGAAACAAAUACAAAACACUCUUCUGUAAAGCACCAGCCAGACGGAAUUUUAUUUCAAAAAAUGACGGUAAACGUAAUUUCAACACCGUAAUAUAGUAAAUAAUAAAUGCAGCAAAUACAUUCAUAUAAUAUUUAUUUAUUUAUUUAUUUAUUAACGGGCUUGGCGCCAAAAUAAAAAAAUACAAUUUACAGUAAUCAAUAAAUUUGAAAAAUCAUUAAAGUAAACAAGCAAUAGAAUGGAUUUUUUAAUAACAAAUGGUAAUUUUGAAAUCAAAAAAAAAAAAAAAACCAAAUGAAAAAUGACAAUGACAAACGAAUUACCGUCCUUAAUACUAAUCAAAACAAUUUGAGAAAAGCUAAGAUGCUCGUUACCAGUACGGAGAAUGGGGUUAUUUCUCUACCAUCACGGUUGGUGUUGUCAUGAAAUGGAACAGUAAAGGAAGAAUGAGACCUAGUUGAGUGAGGACUGUAAAAUUUAUUGGAGAAAGACGAGAGUAGAGCAUAGUCCGUCAAUAAGCGGUCGUAUAGUAUAAAAAAUAGUCACCUAUUCAACAUUUUAAAAUCCAAAAUCAAGUCCGCGUUUCCGUUAUUACAGGUAUAUUUAUUUUGUCGGCCGGUUUCCCUCCCCCCUCCCCCUCCGAAGUACGUUACCCGCAAUAUUUUAUUAUUAUAAUUAUUUACAUACAUAAUGUACGGUCCGGUGGGCGGCGACACGUGUCGCGCUCGUUCGCUACUGCCGAAACGGCGGGAUGAUAAUAAUAAUAAUAAUAAUAACAACAACAACAUUAGGUAAUGCCAUUGUAACAAUAAUAAUAAUAUUUUUAUUUUGAUUUUUUUUUUGUUUUGUUUUGUCCACAGGUACGCGUCGUUAG